Megachile rotundata (alfalfa leafcutting bee) is the source of this 3152-nucleotide messenger RNA. RefSeq names its product tropomodulin (gene tmod). Gene Ontology annotation, cellular component: myofibril; cytoskeleton. The record is from RefSeq and is a predicted model, not a curated record. Gene Ontology annotation, molecular function: tropomyosin binding. NCBI's taxonomy places the organism in Eukaryota, Metazoa, Arthropoda, Insecta, Hymenoptera, Megachilidae. Gene Ontology annotation, biological process: pointed-end actin filament capping; actin filament organization; myofibril assembly.
UAUGAUCUAAUUAUUUGUACUUUCGAUUUAUUUAACAACAUUAGUGAUUCUUCGAUAAAUUUAUUGCAUUUUCAAAUAUAAUACAAACGUUUCUCGCAACCAUAAUAUUGUGUUAACUAUUGAAUUAACUGAAGCCAAGGUGUACCGUAACAAUCGAUUUCCUUGUAAUCGAUAAGUCCUAGCGGUGUCGGUUGUGCGGCUUCGUCCCGCGUUUUCACGUGGACGCGUUUAUACACGAUCAGUCGGGGACGUGAUUUUGACCGGAAACGUUUGUGAUACAGAAUCGAAAGUUGUCAAUCGGAUACAGUGCGAAUCGAAUGUUUACAUUGUAACGGCGACGGACAGAUUCGACAGUCGGCGAAUUGCGACGCGUGCAGUUCCUUCGGGAUAACUUGAGGAUCUAUUUUCGCCGUUGAAAUGCGCGCGGGAACACGUUCGCGGCGGGUUUCUCGAACCGUAGUGCUUUAGUACGGCCAGUCUCUCCGCUUCGUGCAGAACUUCGCCGAUCCCGGAAUAGUUUUCGGCGGUUGCUCCGUUAAAGUUUUUCGUGUGGCCGUCGCACAGGCCAAUCUGCAGUCGUUUGCUCGCGAUUUUACCGUACAUAACCCCGAAAACAGUUGUGUGUGAAUCGGUCAACUCCGCGUAAAAGUAUCGUUUCUCGAUUUCUUUCGGACGGUUCGCUUGCUUUAACGGUCGUUCACCCUGGAAGCUGAUACGGAGAACACGAGGAUGGAUGCCACGGACGUCCUCGGUCCUGACGCUUCGUCGGGAAACGACGAGGGUGUUCUGAACAACAACGAAAACGAUGAUGCGCCUACCGUUGAGGAGACGUACGAGGUCACCACCACGAAGCGUAAAACCAUUCGGACCAGCUAUAAGAUCCAAGAAACUUCUGCAUCAACCAAAACAACCACCAUGACUACUGCAGCUAAAUUAUAUGGCAAAGAUCUGAGUGAAUACGAUGAUGUUGAUGUGGAUGAAUUAUUGGCACAACUGACUCCAGAGGAAAUUAAUAUGUUAGCCAAGGAAGUGGAUCCCGACGACAGUUUUAUGCCACCAUCACAACGUUGUAGUUACGAAUGUGACAAGAGUCCAACAGGACCGCUAAAUCGUAAGAAACUAAUUGAACACAUCAACAAACAGGCUUUAGAGACACCAGAUAUACCAGAAUUAAAGCCCUAUGUUCCUGGUGUUAUUAGAGGCAAGAAGUGGGUUCCACCACCUCAAGAAACGGUAAAAGAAAAAGAAGCAGACGAACAAAUUGCUAUUGAUCUUGGAGAUGAAUAUGAGCAUGCAUUAUCAAAUGCUACUCAAGAAGAAAUCAUUGAUCUUGCUGCUAUUCUUGGAUUCCAUUCCAUGAUGAAUCAAGACCAGUAUCAUGCCUCUCUGUUAAAUUCUGGCCAGCCUGUUGGUUUGGGUUGGGAUGGAAUUACCAAAGCUAGUCAACCAAAACCUUAUCCAAUGGAACCACCUAACGAUACAGAUGUUGAUGCUACUAUUAAACAAGUUCGAGAAGAUGAUGUCUCAUUGACUGAUUUAAAUUGGAAUAACAUUAAAAACAUAUCCGACGAAAAAUUCGUUCAGCUGUUCGAAGGACUGGAGAUGAAUACACAUCUCGAAUCAUUAAGUUUAACGAACGUGGGACUUACCGAUAAGACUGCACAAAGGUUGGCAGAAGCCUUAGAGAAGAAUUCUACGCUCAGAGUACUCAAUGUGGAAACAAACUUUAUAAGCCCAUCUGUGAUAGUGAGGCUCAUUAGAGCACUACUUAAAACGAAAUCAAUAGAAGAAUUUCGAUGUUCGAAUCAGAGGUCACAGGUAUUGGGAAAUAAAAUUGAAAUGGAAAUCACACAAUUGGUAGAAGAAAACCCAACGUUGCUACGACUUGGCCUUCAUUUGGAAUUUAACGAUGCUAGACAUCGUGUGGCUGCACAUCUGCAACGCAACAUUGAUAGGAAUGGGAGCAAUUGUAUGGGGGACCAUGGAGAUCAUAUGACGAAAUGCUUCUAACUCUUCCGAAUCUGCUUCGUAGUCUUACAUAGCGCUUUAUUAGCACAUCAUCAUUCAUCCAUUCAUCCCGCUAAAUUCAUUUAUUAUUUUUCUAGCUAGUGGCAUAGAGGUAAUUAUGAAACUCUAGAGUGCACCCCAUUUGUAAUCACCAGUUUCCUUGUAUUAUAUUCUAACAGUGGCAAUCUGACUCAUUUCUUUCUGUUACGAUUUACGUUUCAUUCAGUAUCAUAUAAUUGAAGAUGUUGUACCUAGAAAGUCUAUCAAUUAGUGUAAAUGAUCGGUCUGUUUUAAAUUUUCAGCUAAGUACAGAUCUGCAGGUUUAAGUACCUAAGUUUUAAAUCGGUACGAGUCACGUUCUUAUUGGCAUUAUUGCUUAUGGCUUAUUUAAUAUUGAUACUUAACGAAAAGCAGAUACAAUUUGAUUCUUGCUUAAAAUCGCAUUCAAUGACAGUAAUUGCGAUUGCUUUUGUAUCACUAAAGUACUUUACAGUGACACUUAUACAAAGACACUUAUUCCAAAUUUACAAUUAUUCAACAUAUAAAUUAUUCUAGGUCAAACGUCUUACAGCAUGUUCACACUUAGCUUAUUCUUUCAUACGCUCUGAUGCAAGCUUUUUAUCUUUUCGUUUUAUCAUUUUCAUAUUCAUAAUUUUGUGUAUAUGAAACGCCUGCAUUGGAUCGAAAAUUAAGUCCCUUUUAGAGUAGUUAGUAUUUAGAAGAUAUUAAUGUAUUACUUUUUUAUUAGUCUGUCGUGUGGCACGCGCUAAGAUAGAGAGUGGUACACCUGCAAAAAGUUUCACUAUCCCCGUAGGUGGCUUAAGAGACACAGCGUAGCGCAUAUUAGCGCAGUGAGUAGAUUUAUUGUUAAAAUGGUCCCAGUCGGUCUUGAGAAUUUGUCAGAUUUAUUUGGUCCAUGCACAAUUCUUGUCAUAUUCUCCAGUGUUAAUGAAUGUUCAGGUAAAAUGAGUCCUGCCGAAUGUAAAAUAAUUUCGGUAGUACACAGCUAUUAGAAAGCCUACUUAAAUAUUUGAAGUUUGUAAUAUAUCCAACCUAACAAAGAUUAUUGAAAUAAUUUUUUUUUCAAUGUACUUUGUAUAAAGUGUUUGUAGUUCUGAAAAUAUAAUUCAUAACAUUUAUAUUUA